This is a messenger RNA of Mya arenaria, 2920 nucleotides long. Its product is annotated as WD repeat-containing protein on Y chromosome-like. Gene Ontology annotation, molecular function: protein binding. NCBI's taxonomy places the organism in Eukaryota, Metazoa, Mollusca, Bivalvia, Myida, Myidae. The record is from RefSeq and is a predicted model, not a curated record. The transcript has 21 exons.
AUGUCUCCCAAAAGCAAUGUUUUAAGUGAGAACAUCUCACGAAAAUCUCCGUGCGACACAGAGGGUUCAUCCAGAGUAAAACCCAAGUGGAUCACAGACUUCGUCAUUAUGCCACAGUUUACAAAAUUCAUCGUCGGAACUGGAGACCGAGAGAUUCAGUUCUUUGAGUUGUCGUCAUUUGAGCCAUAUUGUCAGAUCAGUGGUCUGGAAACUGUUCCUCUCAAACUCGACUACUGUUCUACUGGCCAUGAUGAAAGCCUGAUCCUGUUUGGUGACAGUCAGGGAGCAGUCAACAUUCUUGUCAUCACCUCCACUGGCGAGUGUCUCAGAACUUGGAAGAAAGCGACAAAAGUUGAUGGUUUCAUAGCGAGUGUGUCACUGAACGAUGCUGUCGGACCCAACGUCAACUUUAUACGAUGGGCCGUAUAUGGAGACUGGGUCCAACAGCUCAAGUAUUACCACGACAUUGGUCAGGUGAUUGCCUGCUAAAACCAUGCAAACACUGCCCUCGUCAUUGACUGUACAACAGGAAGUACCCACGUUGAGGCCCAGCUCAAAGAGAUAAAAGAUGUUGGGCAGAAAGAGAACCGGGAACCAGGCACACAUGUACAAGAACGCGCCCGACAGAACAAAUACACUUAUGGGCUCAUGAAACAACGCCUUGAGACCGAUCAGUCUGUGUUCAAGGUGUACAAAGGCGUGAAGUACUUCAACUUCUCGAAGGAUAAGAAUAUCAUUGACUUUUUGUCACAGGUUGACCGAGUCGUGAGGCUGUGGAAUCCAUAUGUGCCAGGGAAGCCAACUGCCAUGUUACGAGGACACAGCGCGCCGAUCUUCUUCCUGUUUGUAGCCGAGGAGGAGAACAGUAUAUUCAGCAUUUCUACCGAUAAAUGUAUUAAGGUGUGGGACAUCCAGGAUCACAUGUGCCUCCUGACGAUCCGCCCAAAAAGCCACAAGAUCCGUGGAGAUCUGCAAGCAGUUCACUAUUCCAAUAUCUCAAAAACAGUUGCCGUGGCAACAGACCAGAUGGCUGCACUCAACCUAAGACUUAAAGUUGAGAAAGACUUAGUAGGCGGAAGGCCGAGCCUGAAUGCGGACAUCGUGCUUACCCACAAAGAACCAGUGACAGGAUGUCUCUAUAACCCUAGCUUUAAGCAGGUCAUCACGUGCUCAGAAAGCUCGACAAUCAAGAUUUGGGACUUUGAGACAGGAACAGCUAUAUUUGAGUACGGUGAAGCCCAUGGUGACUCUGCAAUCACAUGUAUGACUUUCGACAAAUGUGAACGGAGGUUGAUAACUGGGUGUCGAGAUGGUCUGAUUCGAAUCUGGAACUACAAUAAUGGCCACUGCCUCAAGGUUUUACAGAAAGAUGAAGAAAACGAAGAGAUCUGUGACCUGACAUAUGUUGAGAUGAAUCGUAACAAGUACAUCGUGGGUGUCGGCUGGGAUAGGCGUAUCAAUAUCUACAGCGACGACGUCAACGACAGCAAUAUUCACCAUGUUCAGCACCCACUGCCAAACUGGCAUGACGAUGUGAAUCGUGGCCAUAAAGAGGACAUUCUAUCUGUUGCUCAGUGUCCGCCAAACCUUCUCGCUACUGCCAGCUAUGACGGCAAGAUUAUCGUCUGGAACAUGGUCUCUGGCCACAUCUUUGCCAACCUCAUGGCACCAAAACCAUCGGACUAUGUUGACCAGUCAUUGGAUGGAGAUCUGAGCAUUAACAAGCUGUGUUUCAUGGCAACCCGGGCAUACAACAAGGAUGCAGGCUCCCUGAUCUCUAGUGGCCCCAGGGCUCACAUCCAUAUAUGGAAUGUGUUCCAGGGAGGGACCCUCAUGGCCCAGUUUGCUGGGUCAAACUCUAAGGGUGCUAUGGUGAGUGUGAUGGAGGUGAACAAGGCCAACACAGUUCUGUUUACGGGUGACAGUCUCGGCUUUGUCUACCUCUGGGACAUUGAUGGAUACGCUGCCACACACGUCGAGUCCGAACCACCAGAAGUGACGAUGACAUGGCGAGGUCACGUGAAGAGCGUAACGGCCAUCUCUCUGGUGGAAGAACAUAAACUGCUGAUCACAGCGUCUGUAGACUGCACAGUCAGACUCUGGAAUAUGGACGGCCACUAUGUUGGUACAUUUGGUCAGCCUGACCCUUGGGACAUUUACAACCAGGGCACAUGGCAACACCCGAUGGUGCCGUAUGAUGUCCUCAUUGACCCCAUGAGUCUGCCAGACCACCCUGUUGUCUCUGAGAAACAGAACAUGCAUCAGAUCAUUUAUGAAGAUAAAUCUUCUACAGAUAAGACAACGCGGACCCCCACUCCUCCGGUUGUGUACAGCAAACAACAGUACCAUAUAGAUGAUGACACUAUAGCUAGUCUCAUUAGGGAAAAGACCUUCAAGAAGGGAACAGGGAAAAGACAACGUCAUGAAAAGCUCCGCCCUGUGCGCAUUGAUAGAGGCGGGCCAAGCGAAUACCAGAUGCUUCGAACCCUCGAUCUAGAAGACACACCCAGACCUAAAACCCCCACCUUGAAAUUGGACAAGAAUGAUCCUUUCAACUUUAACUUUAUAGACUGAGAAAUAUGUGAUAUUCUAUUGUUUGACUUUGCCAUUGGAUUGUAUAUUGAAUUAUUGUCUGUGAUAAAAAUGAAUUUCUGCUGCCAGAUGUGCAUAAUCGUUUGAAAGGGUAAGAAAUGUAGAUUAUAAAAUUUUAGUACAUGUGUAAUUGACAUGACGCUAAAUUGGAUCAAAAACACCUCUUUGUUUAACAAAAGAAUAUAUUGAAUCCAAGUUCACAUGUAUUUGUAUGUCCAGGGUUAUCAUGUGCCUAGUAAAGCAUUCCAUUGGUUAAACAGUUAUGAAUAUUUAAAUCAUGGUGAAUCAGCAUCAUGUUACCAUGUGACUUGUAAAGCAUUCCAUUGGU